Molecule: messenger RNA, 4864 nt
Organism: Papaver somniferum (opium poppy)
Lineage: Eukaryota; Viridiplantae; Streptophyta; Magnoliopsida; Ranunculales; Papaveraceae
Exons: 13
Coding region: 473-1372 (299 amino acids)
Source: RefSeq, a predicted model, not a curated record
AAAAAUAAACUCAUGUAAUCACUUGGUGACUCACUGAAUGAGUAGAGUUUUUUCUAAAUUAAACAGUUCCGGUAUUGUUCCAAGCUUCCCAUCCUAAUCUAAAAUAAAUAGUUCAGGUGAUUCAGGUCGGAAUACUUUGUUAAUCACAGCAGAUACCAAGUACCAACCAAUAAACAAUGUUAUCUGUCAGGGAAUGGGGAUAUAUACCGGAGUCUACUUAAAUAAGUGGAUAGUUUUGAGUCCUUUCAAUUACUAAAGACUACUACCAAGAAACCUUAAAUUCACAGUUUUGGAGAAAAGAAGAAGUAGAGAAAUGGUUGGGGAAGGAGUUUUAUCUGCUGUGAAAGAUGUAAGGAUCAUCAACUACCAGCAUAGAUUUGUUGGGGUUAAGAGGCAGAGUGAUUUUUAUUGAAAAGCUAUUGGUAUUGGAAAAUCAAACCUAACAACGGCAACAACAACAAAGACGGUCUCGAUGAAACUGGAGAGACAGAGGGGAACACAGAAUGUAGAGGGUGACUUCUUCGUUGAUCACAAAUGUAUAGAUUGUGAUACCUGCCGCUGGAUGGCUCCGCAAGUCUUUACUCGAGUGGAUGAGCAGUCUGCUGUUUAUAAACAACCAAGUACAGAAAAAGAAAGGCUAAAUGCUCUUCAGGCUUUACUUUCUUGUCCAACGAGCUCUAUUCAUACAGAGAAACCUGCUCGUGAUAUUCUAGAAGUUCAGAAGACGUUCCCACUUCGGAUUAAUGAACAGAGAAUUCCGGGUAUAUUUGACUGUGGUUAUCAUUCCGAGGCAUCAUAUGGAGCAACAUCCUAUUUCAUCACCCAUCCGGAUGGUAACAUUCUCGUGGACAGUUCAAGAUACACAGAAAGACUUGCACAUACGAUUGAGAUUCUCGGGGGAGUACGCUAUAUGUUUCUCACCCACAGGGAUGAUGUAGCAGAUCACAACAAGUGGUCAAAGAGGUUUGGAUGUGAUCGAGUUCUUCACUCACAAGAUAUCGAGGAUAAUACAGCUGAUGUAGAAAUAAAGCUAGAUGGUGAUGGUCCCUGGAACCUCGGGAAUGACUUUGAACUUUUCCACACUCCAGGACACACGAGAGGGUCUGUGUGCUUAUUAUACAAGCCGCUUAAGGUCCUAUUCGCUGGGGAUCAUAUUAGCAAAGAUCAAUCUGAACUGUCUAUGGGGGAACAAUACAAUCAGCAAUCAGUUCCUCUUCAACUUGAAAGUGUGCGCAAGCUGUUAGACUUCGAGUUUGAGUGGAUCCUACCUGGUCAUGGGAGGAGAGUUGAAUUUAAAGACACCCAAGAGAAGAACAAGGCUUUGAAAGCUUUCUUGGUCAUGAAAGGACAAGCUCAAACCCAGUCUGUUUAAUGACUAAUGCACAUAAGUACAACUUAAUGAAACAGCAAACAGGGAAGUAUUUCUUGAGGAAGAAAUCUCAUUCGCAAUAUAUGGAUUUUUGGUCGGAUUGGUGAAAAGAUUUGUUAAAAGAUAGUGGAAUCGAAAAACUUGGAAAAAAGUCCAAUUGAAUUCGGUGACUAUUAAGUAAAAUUAGUUGGAAAUAAUCAAGUUAAGGAUCUGUUAAGAACUGAGAAGAUGUUAAUCGAAGCCAAUCAUGGUGUUGGUCGCUGUAAUUGAUGAAACAGAGAUGAGUCCGAGAUUGGAAGGUGAAAUUAGGGUUCCUGAGAUGAAAUUAAGAUCGGGUUCUGUCAAUUGAAGAAAACAAGUGAUUUCUCGUCUUUGUUUGGAAGAGAGAUGAGCAGAUGAAGAUGAAUCUGAGAGAGAACUGCUGCUACUGCUAAGAUGGGUUUGUGAUUAUUUGAGUUUUGAUGUGAAUUGAAACCUGAAUCUGACAAGGAAGAAAUAAGGGUUUGAGUUAGUGAUGCUGUCGAUCUAAGAAAUCAUGUGAAGGUGUUGAUGAUUUGUGGUCUUGCUGUUGCCGGUGUGAAGAUGGAAUUGUUGAAUGAAGCAACUGGUAUUGGUGGUCUGUGAUGCAAGUUUGAACUGAAGCUGUUAUGGGAUCUGUGGUUAGCCUGGAUGGAGGAGAUUAGGUGGUGUUGUUGGUUGUUAUAGAUAGAUAAAAUAAGAGAUCGACGGUGGUCUUUAGUGAAGAGUUGAUGAAUGAGUAUUGGUGCUGCAGGAGAAAGAAUGGGUGAUAGCAAGUCUGCUACUGCUGCUGCAGAUGAAUCAUUUAGAUGUAUGUUAGGCUUAAUACAUGGAAGAACAAUUGUUGCUACUGUUGGUUUUGGAGAAAAAAAAGAACACAUCAGAAAAGGGAAUUCAAAUAUGCUAAGUCACCGGAUUAGUGAAUGGAGCAGGAACUGGUGGUGCAGGUUCAAUACUUGAGCUUGUACAGAAUUGAUGCUACUGUGUGCUGCAACAUUGCAGAUGGAAUGUGGUUUAUGGCUCAAAUGCAUUCAGCUAGCUAUUGUUGGUGGUGUAUUUCAGUUGGCAGUGGCUUGGUUCUGAGGGUGGAAUUGCAGGUGAUGAUUUAAUGUGAGAUGAAGAUGAUGGCUAAAGAUGCAUUUGAGUGCCUGAGAUAGAAGUGACUGGAGAGGAUCUGAAGGCAAUGUCUAAUGAUCAGAUGUGUAUGGGCUGAGAUUGCAGGGAUUGUGACCUGUGUUUGGCAAAUGCAAUGGUGAGUUGCAGUGUUGGUGUUGACUGGUGCGCAAGAAUGAAUACUUGAGUUGUUAGAUGAAUGCAAGGAAAUACUGCAGGGAAGGAUCAAUAGAAUGGCUUGAACUGUAGCAAGGAACAACAAGAACUCGGUUUGAAUCCGAUUCAGACGAGUCAAUUCAGUGAUCCAGGUGAGUUGACAAGAUAACGACACCGUCAGUCGGACCGUUAAAGAUGACGGCGACCCAGAAAGACUGUUAGUUUGACUCAGGUAGCCGACGACAGACCUCAGGUGGCCGACGAUGAUUUUUCUGGCCGAAUUCAAGCCCAAACCACUGUUGGCUGAGGGCACUCAUAUGGGGUGGUUCUUAUCUUGGGCGUCUGAAUCUUGCCCAAAUCAUAACCUAAAUCUGAAAUUGAGAGAGAUAUUCCUCUCGAUUAUUAGCUCUUGAAAGAAGUAAAGAGAGGCGCAGCCAUGGAGAAAAGCAGUUGUUGUUGCUGAUGAUUCGAGAGAUUUGAGAGAGGUUUUGGUGAUGAAAUCGGUACAGGUUAGUUGGAAAUAAUCAAAUUAAGGAUCUGUUAAGAACUGAGAAGAUGUUAAUCGAAGCGAAUCAUGGAGUUGGUCGAUGUAAUUGAUGAAACAGAGAUGAGUCCGAGAUUGGAAGGUGAAAUUAGGGUUCCUGAGAUGAAAUUAAGAUCGGGUUCUGUCAAUUGAAGAAAACAGGUGAUUUCUCGUCUUUGUUUGGAAGAGAGAUGAGCAGAUGAAGAUGAAUCUGAGAGAGAACUGGUGCUACUGCUAAGAUGGGUUUGUGAUUAUUUGAGUUUUGAUGUGAAUUGAAAGCUGAAUCUGACAAGGAAGAAAUAAUGGUUUGAGUUAGUGUUGUUGUCGAUCUAAGAAAUCAUGUGAAGGUGUUGAUGAUUUGUGGUCUUGCUGUUGCCGGUGUGAAGAUGGAAUUGUUGGUGGAGCAACUGGUAUUGGUGGUCUGUGAUGCAAGUUUGAACUGAAGCUGUUAUGGGAUCUGUGGUUAGCCUGGAUGGAGGAGAUUAGGUGGUGUUGUUGGUUGUUAUAGAUAGAUAGAAUAAGAGAUCGACGGUGGUCUUUGGUGAAGAGUUGAUGAAUGUGUAUUGGUGCUGCAGGAGAAAGAAUGGGUGGUAGAAAGUCUGCUACUGCUGUUGCAGAUAAAUCGUUUAGAUGUAUGUUAGGCUUAAUACAUGGAAGAACAGUUGUUUCUACUGUUGGUUUUGGAGAAAAAGAAGAACACAUCAGAAAAGGGAAUUCAAAUGUGCUAAGUCACCGGAUUAGUGAAUGGAGCAGGAACUGGUGGUGCAGGUUCAAUACUUGAGCUUGUACAGAAUUGAUGCUACUGUGUGCUGCAACAUUGCAGAUGGAAUGUGGUUUAUGGCUCAAAUGCAUUCAGCUAGCUAUUGUUGGUGGUGUAUUUCAGUUGGCAGUGGCUUGGUUCUGAGGGUGGAAUUGCAGGUGAUGAUUUAAUGUGAGAUGAAGAUGAUGGCUAAAGAUGCAUUUGAGUGCCUGAGAUAGAAGUGACUGGAGAGGAUCUGAAGGAAAUGUCUAAUGAUCAGAUGGGUAUGGGCUGAGAUUGCAGGGAUUGUGACCUGUGUUUGGCAAAUGCAAUGGUGAGUUGCAGUGUUGGUGUUGACUGGUGCGCAAGAAUGAAUACUUGAGUUGUUAGAUGAAUACAAGGAAAUACUGCAGGGAAGGAUCAAUAGAAUGGCCUGAACUGUAGCAAGGAACAACAAGAACUCGGUUUGAAUCCGAUUCAGACGAGUCAAUUCAGUGAUCCAGGUGAGUUGACAAGAUAAUGACACCGUCAGUCGGACCGUUAAAGAUGACGGCGACCCAGAAAGACUGUUAGUUUGACUCCGGUAGCCGACGACAGACCUCAGGUGGCCGACGAUGAUUUUUCCGGCCGAAUUCCGGUGAUUCCAGGAUUUUUCCGACGACCCAAAAGUAGCAGAAUUUUGUGAAGAGUAAUCUAGACUCAUGGGUUUGAGGAAUUGGGCUUGAAUUUGGAAGGAGAAGGUGGAAGAGUUUUACAAAGACAAGGAUUUGGAAUUUGAGCUACAAAAGGAAAGGGAUUUUAUUCCUAAGAGGAUUGCAAGAAUAUUGAAGCUUAUAGAUAGAGAAGUUAUACACACACUUCUGGACACCUCUCUAGACACACAACACUUGUGUUUUUGCUUGCUUUCAAAAUUCUUCUUUUAAUUAUUUGUGUGAACUUUAAAAAU